This is a messenger RNA of Phasianus colchicus (ring-necked pheasant), 1605 nucleotides long. RefSeq names its product family with sequence similarity 162 member B (gene FAM162B). The record is from RefSeq and is a predicted model, not a curated record. Lineage: Eukaryota; Metazoa; Chordata; Aves; Galliformes; Phasianidae.
AUGCUGCCACUCCCGCUGCGCCUCCGCCCCGGGCGGGUGAGGGGUGCCCCGCUGCUCUGCCCAGCUGCUCCAAGAGGAGCUGCUGCCAGCGACGGGCCCGGGAGAGGCCCAGCAGUCCCCCGAGCCGAACAGGCACACAAGGUGGUUGCAAGCUACAAACCUUCAAAGUUUGACAAAAAAAUCCUUCUCUGGACCGGACGCUUCAAGACGGAAGAAGAAAUUCCUGCGAGGAUCCCGCCAGAGAUGCUAGACAGGGCAAGGAACAAAGCCCGUGUUAAAGCUUGUUACAUCAUGAUCGGCCUUUCAAUUGUUGCCUGUUUUGCAGUGAUUGCUUCAGCAAAAAAGGCUGCAGCACGGCACGAAUCCCUGACAAGCUGGAACUUGGCAAAGAAAGAGAAGUGGAGGAAAGAGGCUGCACUGGCAGCAGAGUCAAAGCCAAAGUAACUUCAUGAGCUGCCCCAUGUCCUUGUAGGAGCAAAGUUAACGGUCAAGAGUGGUUAGUGAAUUCCACCACCAAAUGGACAACUUCAGCACUGCACAAACAGGAACAAACAGCAGCGAUUCUGAGAUCACAGAAACUGAGGUAUUUAUUAAAGACAGCAUACACACUUGCACCUGAUUAAAAUCAAGGUGUGUUGCACAUCAUUAAAACCAAUAAUUGCAAAGAGGAUGAGGUAGAUGCCUAAGAAUGAAAGGUAAAGGGCUUGCCAAGUGUCCACAAUCUGCCUUAAAACCUUUUUCAGGCUUGAUGUUGAGCUCUACUAAAAAGAUCAGAUCCUUACUGAAAAACCUAGUUGUGUUUUCUUAGUGAAAGGUUAAAAACAGCAGAGACCAAACAGUACUGAAGUGACAAUACUGAAACUGCAAAAACAAGGGGACAUACAAUUUUUGUAGUUCUAAGCAUGUAUCAAACUAAUUGGCAAGAAUGCUUCAAAUUUUACAUACUGAGAAGAGAAGGCUUGGGGAAAGGAAGGCAAGGGAAACAAAUCAGUGAUUACCAAAUUUUCCAGUCCUUAAAGACUUCAAUAAGAAAUCCCCAAACAAGUGGCCAGUUCUGCAUGUGAUCAUCAUACAACUGUGUUUGGUCAGAUGUUUAAAAAUCUAUUUAAAAACAAGAGGUGCUCUGCCACAGUGCACAAACCAGCCUUUCCAAAUUCAUUUUCCUCAAUGUUGUAUUCAAAAUGGCAUUUGUGUUUUCCAGCUUAAGAAGCCACACUCAUUAAAACACCAAAUAAGCACAUUUCUGCAAAAUAGGUCUUUAUUGGUUUCUGUACGGUAUUUGGAGAUUUAACAUUCCCUAAUAUUGCAUACUACUCAUAUGUGUUUUGUUACAGUAACGGGCCUUUGGCCUGGAUUUUAAAGAUGCACUAUUGCUAUCUGAAGAUAAUACAGGUAUGUUAAGUUUGUACACAUUAUAUGAAGAUCUUGUGCGGUAACUGAAAUUUCUCAUUCCAGAUUUCAGUGAAUUCUUGAGGUCACUGUUGAAAUUUUAUCAGCUGGCAGACCAAUGACAAAAAUCCUCAGUUGGACAAUUUAAUAAAUUUAAACCAACUGAGAACAAAGGAAAGACAAUAGUGCAUCCUUUUUUUUUUUUUUUUUUUUUUU